AUGGCGGCCUCUCUCAUCGUAGAAUGCGAUGGCCUACCCUCACCAAGCAGUGUUGGAGACUGGACUCGUCGCCCGGAGGCGGCGGAUGUUACGCUCCAAAACCUGUGCUCGAGGGCGACCCUGCUGGGAAACAACAUCUCUGUGCGGCUAGUGGAGCUUCUCACGAAUGCCCGAAACCGCCCAGCGGGACUGAGCAAGCUUGCCCACUUAUUCCUCGAAAUCUGCCGGAUUCUGUGGUCCAUUGAGACCGGGCUGUCAGAAUACAGCAAGAGGAAGGAUGGCAGGACGGAUACCAGACCGGCCUCGCAACGUAGUGCCUCGCCGACAGGGCCUACGAGAGAGCUUCCCGAAGAUACGAAAGACGUGCUAGAAACCCGACUCCGCCACACGAUCCACGACUUUGAGAUUCUCGACAACAUGCUCCAGAAGAACAUCGAGGUGGAACAAAAGGGCACGGUGGCCCGUCUCCAAAGCCAGUGGCGAAAGAUCUUUGCCGACAGGGACGUUGAACGCAUGAGAACGAUGCUCGUGCGGUCAAGGGACUCUCUAAGGGCUAGUGUGAUUGUCCUGCAGUGGUCUCUCGGCAAGACCUCUGGGGAGCCCACGCCGGGCUUUGGGUACACUGGGCUGGUCGCCACGCUAGACAACAUAAAAAAGCGCCCUACCAUUGGGAGGCGUACUAGGACGGCAGAGCUCGAGAGACUGAUGAAUCAUGCGAAUCGAGAAUCAGACUCCUCUGCCAUGCAAGGUUUCGAAGACCCCCGGCCACCUCUGCGUCAGAUGGCCAAGCUCAGGAUAGAGCCUGCUAGGCCGACCCCGGACAUUCGCUCCGUGAGCGAUAGCGUAUCAACUGCCCCCAGCUCUCAGACAGUCACAGCCACGGGCGCCCAGCAACAAUCGGGCAGCCAAACAACCCCACGCUCAAGUAUUCACCCUCGCUGGACACGCAUCUCGGACCACUCGGCCGGAGAGGAUGCACCAGCCUCCACGCUUAAUGAGGCGGGUCCCUGGAUCGAAGAGAUGGAGAACUUCGACCUGGCGACCAUGGACGCCGAUACAGUUCUCAGGAUCAAAGCAGAUCCCGACCCCGAGAUGCACCUUGUUCGAGAGGCCGUCCUUCACCAUGAUACCGAAAGUUUACUGCUCCUCCUCCUCUUUGGAGCGGACCCCAAUCGACCCGAUACCGAUGGGGUCACGCCGAUUUACUCUGCUAUCCGCGUGGCAUACCCGGAAGGGGCCAAGAUCCUUCUCAAGUACGGAGCCGACCCGAAUCUCGCGGCCGGUCGCUUCAACGAGACACCUCUUGAUCUAGCAAUUUCACAACGAAAUGCGAGUCUCGUGCAGCUCCUCCUCAUAUACGGCGCCGACCCCAACCUGCUCUCCUCCAAGGGUAGCCUGCCCUUGGUCAAAGCAAUCAACGAGUCCGCGCCGAGGCGCAUCGCUGAGCUUCUCUUGGCGUACGAUGCUAACCCUGAUGUCAAGAAUGAUGAGGGGAAGACGGCGCUGUGCCAAGCUGUGCUGGCGGACCGACCCGACAUUGUCACGUCCCUCCUCGACCAUGGCGCGGAUCCCAACCUACCAGGGCCAGAACAUGUACUCUGGAUGGCGGUAUACAAGCCGGUCUGCCUCUGCAACCUUUUGGCACGUGGGGCCGAUUUCCUAUACGCGCCGGGGGUAAUGGAACUGGCAACAUCUAUCAAUAGCUCCGAGUCUGUGCGAAUCCUCCUGCAGGCGGGAGUUGAUCCCAACCCAUGGAGCGGAUCCCAAUGCAAAGGCACCAGGGGUUACACGCCGCUGACGACGGCAAUCCGCUCUGAUCUGCCAGACGCAGUAUCACUCCUCCUCUCGCACAAUGCGGACGUGAGUCAGAGAGGCAACAACGAGUGGCCCAUCUGCCUAUCGGUGCAGCACCCGCACAUCCUCAAGCUGCUCAUCCCGCAUAUCAAGGACAUCCACGCGUACCCGAGCGUGAUGGAGCAAGCCAUCAUCGCCAACGAACUGGAAAGUGUGGCCACGCUCCUAGACGCAGGCUUCUACAUCGAAGAAAAGAACAGCGGCGUGUUCUCGCCGCUGACGACGGCUAUCCGGGAGCACAGGGAAGACAUUGUCCGCUACCUGCUCGACCGCGGCGCCGAUCCCAACGCGUUUGGCGAACACCUGCCUCUCGUCAAGGCGCUGCGGCGGACGGACGGGUCCAACACGGGCACGGCGGUGGAGAACGGCGACGUGGAGAUGCUGAGGCUCGUGGCGAGCCAGGGCGUUGAUUUGAGCGUCGUCGGCGAGGGAGGCCGCACGGCGCUGGGCAUUGCCAAGGGGAUGGGCUGGGAGGAGGGGGCGCAAAUACUCGAGGAGAAUGCUUUGCCUUCGACGAGAACGAUUGUUGUCUCUUGA
Molecule: messenger RNA, 2391 nt
Organism: Parascedosporium putredinis
Lineage: Eukaryota; Fungi; Ascomycota; Sordariomycetes; Microascales; Microascaceae
Source: the annotation of a GenBank genome assembly